AUGAUGAAGGAAACGGGCCGUUGUGAGCUGUUUGUUGGACGGGGUUACGAUGAUCUGGAACGGAAGCUCAAAAAGAUUUCAACGGAAAAAAGCAGCUUCCUUCAGCAACUCUCCAAAUCAACACCAGACCGACAAGGAAUGAAGGGAAGCCUCCAGUCCUUGAAAACGGAUGGGACGGUUACCAAAAACGACGUGCAGAAAUUACUGGAGAUAAGCCAGAAGCAGAAAGAUGAAAUGAAAUCUCUCCAGGAGGCCCUUGAGAAGGAGAUCAACGAGGCCACGUUGAAAGCAGAGAAGCAGCAGGCUGGGAUCAACUUCUUAAAGUCUGAGGUGGAAAGGAAGAGCAAGCUGAUAAAAGAUUUACAGCAAGAGAAUAAAAGUCUGAAAAACAAACUUCUCUCCGGGAACAAGCAGUGUGGUAUCCAUGCUGAGGAGUCCAAGAGGAUCCAGUCACAACUUAAGGAGCUACGCUAUGGGAAGAAGGAUUUGAUUUUUAAGGCCCAGCAACUGACCGACCUCGAACACAAACUGCUGGCAGCCAAACAGGAACUGGAAAAGACAGAAGGCGAUAAGGAAUCGCAGCUGAGGGCAUUGAAGGAGGUGGCGCGUCUGUGUGUGUCAGGCAUCCUCAGGAACCAGUCUCCCUUCAUGAGUAUCAUCCCUCCUCGAAACGCAGAGAAUGGCAUCUUACUAAACAAAAACACCUCUCGAUUUCCCUCCUACCAGCCCACCACAAAGCUCCAGGCCGUGUCCCAGACUGAAGAGACCAAAUCACCAAACAACGAGCCCUUCCUUCACGAGGCCACGAAGAGCAAUGAUGAAGAUACAGUGGACUGCAGUUUGCACAAGGCUGGCAAGAAUUGUUCUACGAAUAACCCUCCCGCUAAAUAGAAAGGCGCCCGAAACAAAAGUUCAAGUCUGGAGAUGAAAACCUACUCGACUGAGAAACAGAUCACAAACACUAGAAGAAAAUGAGUUCAGGUUGUGUCGAGGGCUAUUGGGCGUGAAAAUACUACGCUUCUACGACAGAAGCACUACAGAUCACACCGUAGAACAGUUUUGUAUUUGAAAUCUCCACGUUAUUUUAGUUCACACCAGUUUUCACAGCUGUACCAUGUUGCAUUUUCACUUCAAACCAGCUGAUCUUUUUUUUUAGACAAAUAGAGUCAAAUUAAGAUGGUUAAAGCAAAGUAGGCGGGUAAUUAGAUGGGAUUUUUUAUUAGAAUUAGUGGCAAUAGUUAUAAAGAAGACUGCAAUAAUCCAUUUUUCUUAUUGAAUCCAUCCAAUAUCAUUGAUUUGACAAAUACCGAGUCUGAUCUCCAUACAGACGGUGUUUUGGCUCAAACAAGUCCCGGUAAAAGCAAAUUAAUGGCCAAAGUCAACAAGCGAGAAAAUUGCUACAGUUAAUAACAAGUGUAAAAUUAAAAGCAGAGAUUCAAGCGUAAAAUGUUUAAGUCAUUAGUUAGUGAGCAUGCCAGCAUUCAAGGGAAUAAUUG
Molecule: messenger RNA, 1496 nt
Organism: Leucoraja erinaceus (little skate)
Lineage: Eukaryota; Metazoa; Chordata; Chondrichthyes; Rajiformes; Rajidae
Product: leucine zipper protein 2-like
Exons: 12
Coding region: 1-891 (296 amino acids)
Source: RefSeq, a predicted model, not a curated record